Cladocopium goreaui is the source of this 837-nucleotide messenger RNA. NCBI's taxonomy places the organism in Eukaryota, Dinophyceae, Suessiales, Symbiodiniaceae. The record is from the annotation of a GenBank genome assembly.
AUGGCAGAUCAGCAUCUGGUGGCAGCUGUGAAAGCCUUCAGGCAUUGCUCUCCUGGUGGCCCUGAAUCCCACAAGUUUUUGGUAGCAGAUCCUGAUGUCCUAGUAGAAAACCACGAGGAACUGUGCUUGGAGCUGCUGCAGCUGGAGAGAAGAAUGACAAUUUCUUUUCUACAAAGUGCAAUAGGCAUUGACCCAGUGCUGAAUGCCAAAACUGUGCUGCAGAAGGCGAAAGCAGCAUUGGGAGAUGAUUCUUUUGAAGAUGAGGAAAUGCCAGACAAAUCCAGUGCUUCAGUGGUUUCUGUGGCCAGCUCAGAGCAAGAGUAUCAGCAAUACUUUGACAAUGCUAGUAUGUGCAUGGUCAGGCUGCUUCCUUCAGGGCAAUUGGUGCAAAGCAUCAUGAAGCCUGGAGAAAACGGUUUUGCUGUGGCCACAUUUCCUCCAGAAAGCGUAGACAUUGCAACCGAGCUUCCCAACUCUUUGCUUCUAAGCUUCCAAGAGAGCACUGGUGCCAAGAAGAAACCUUCAGCCAAGAUCCCUGUCAAGAAGAGGCCAGCUGCAGCUCUGAAUGCCCUCCCUGUCUCCAAGGCUCGAAAUGCUGCUGCACCUGUGGAAGGGGACCCUUUCAAGUCCCCAUUUGUUCUCAUGUACUACAAAAAGCCCAAGCAUUCUUGGGCCAUUCGGCAAAGAGGUGGCAACCAGCUUUUCCAGAUCACUUGCCAGCACCGACCCAAAGAGAACUUGAAAGAUAUCAUGCUGCAGGCUGUCAAGAAGCUAGAAGCAGGUGAGCCUGCUGAGCGAGUGAAAGAGUGGUGCAAAUCCCAAAGGGAAUCCAUUUAA